UAUAUAUUGUUUUAUUAAUAUUAAAUCAUGUACCAAUGCGACCUCAACUGAUAUCGGAUGUGGCUGGGCUCGAUAUGCAAAAAUGUUUCGUAUAGGCAAGCUCGUCUUAAGCUUUGCUCCCCCCGAUCGGUCUUUUUUCCUUCUUUCAAUGUCGCUAUACCAUGAGGAAUUUAUGAAAGCAGCACUCGACGUUGCUCAAGAAGCCUAUGAUAAUCUGGAAGUACCCGUUGGCUGCGUAUUUGUAAAGAACAAUGAGACGAUAAUUGCUCGAGGGCGGAAUCGACCCAACGAAACCUUUAACGCCACACGACACGCAGAAAUUGAAGCAAUUGACGAUAUUUUAAAAGAGAAUGAUGUAUCAAUUUUCCUAAAUACGGAUCUCUACGUUACUGUCGAACCGUGUGUCAUGUGUGCCGCUGCUCUACGUCAAAUUGGAAUCCGCCAUGUUUACUUUGGCUGUGGAAACGACAAGUUUGGUGGCAAUGGAUCCGUAUUCGAUAUCAACUCAGAUCCUCGUCUCGAAAGUCCAACAUCCAAACCUUAUCCAUCCGAAGGUGGCUAUUUUCGAAAUGAAGCCAUUUUACUUUUACGGAAAUUCUAUGUUCGAGAAAACGACCAUGCACCAGCACCUAAAAAGAAGGCCGCACGCAUGUUAAAAACCGACAUACCCAAAGACAAUUGAUAAAGGAAUAAAAAGAAAUCAAUCUAUUACAAAG
Messenger RNA from Zychaea mexicana, 716 nucleotides. RefSeq names its product cytidine deaminase-like protein. NCBI's taxonomy places the organism in Eukaryota, Fungi, Mucoromycota, Mucoromycetes, Mucorales, Lichtheimiaceae. The record is from RefSeq and is a predicted model, not a curated record. Gene Ontology annotation, molecular function: tRNA-specific adenosine-34 deaminase activity; zinc ion binding. Bases 83 to 682 code for a protein of 199 amino acids. The transcript is spliced from 4 exons. Gene Ontology annotation, biological process: tRNA wobble adenosine to inosine editing. Gene Ontology annotation, cellular component: cytoplasm; nucleus.